Molecule: messenger RNA, 2917 nt
Organism: Canis lupus familiaris (dog)
Lineage: Eukaryota; Metazoa; Chordata; Mammalia; Carnivora; Canidae
Gene: LEO1
Product: LEO1 homolog, Paf1/RNA polymerase II complex component
Exons: 12
Coding region: 842-2839 (665 amino acids)
Biological process (GO): positive regulation of transcription elongation by RNA polymerase II; transcription elongation by RNA polymerase II
Cellular component (GO): nucleus; Cdc73/Paf1 complex
Molecular function (GO): RNA polymerase II C-terminal domain phosphoserine binding
Source: RefSeq, a predicted model, not a curated record
CUUACACAUUCAACGUGUACUUGAAUUGAGAUGGGAAAUCUGAUACGCUGCUCUAAAGCUGCAGUUGUCAAAAGGUGGUCUGAAGAAGACCCUCUCAAGGAGGUUGAGAUCCUCCCUCCCCUUAAUUACGCGCAUUAUCUGCAUGAAGCCAGAUUUUCUUCACAUGCUUCAACCAAAACAUUUCUCCAGUAGAUUGAAUGUAGAAGCAGCUAUGACAAUUAAGCUGUCGUCUUUAAAGUCAGGCAUUAAAGAUAUUUUCAAAAUCAUAAAACGAUUCCACUCUUCUGAUGUUUUGGUUUUGGAAGGAAUAUGGUCAUUUACGACUUUAAAAUGCUAUUUAUGUUAACCUGCUUACUCUUUAAAACACCUUGAAUUUAAACUUAAUAUUUGAAUUUAAUUGCUUUCAUGACUAAUACGGUAAAGAGCAGGAGACACAACCUACAGGAAAAGCGCUUCGGAGCUCUCCUUUGGAGAAUCGCUGGUCAACAUGAAACAAAGGACUUCGGGCCCGACUCGUGGCAGGUUUAACUAGGUCCGAGGCCCUUCAGCCGAGCGCUCAAGCACCACCCACCCCGCCGACCGCGACCGCGACCGGGGACGCCCCGCCCUCGGCGAGAGUCCUUGCAAAUAGUUACGGAUGCCGACUAGAGGGCGGGAUUUGUCCCCUGAGCGGACGUAGAACAGCGUUCACGUAGAGGUUCCCACUGCAGAGGAAAACCGGGUCACAGAAGGAAAGGAGCGUUUAUGAGUCUUUGCGACACUGUCGCGUUUCGUUGGUUCCUUGCCGUAAAGAGAGUCGCGGAGCCGCCCCCGGCCGAGGCAGCGGCAGACGUGCGGGGCAAUGGCGGAUAUGGAGGACCUCUUCGGGAGCGACGCCGACAGCGAUGCUGAGCGUAAAGAUUCUGAUUCUGGAUCAGACUCGGAUUCUGAUCAAGACAAUGUUGCAUCUGGCAGUAAUGCCUCUGGAAGUGAAAGCGAUCAAGAUGAAAGGGGUGAUUCAGGAAAGCCAAGUAAUAAGGAACUGUUUGGAGAUGACAGUGAGGAUGAGGGAGCCUCACAUCACAGUGGGAGUGAUAAUCACUCUGAAAGAUCAGACAAUAGAUCAGAAGCUUCUGAGCGUUCUGAUCAUGAAGAUAAUGACCCCUCAGAUGUAGAUCAGCACAGUGGAUCAGAAGCCCAUAAUGAUGAUGAAGAUGAAGGUCAUAGGUCAGAUGGAGGGAGCCAUCACUCAGAAGCAGAAGGUUCUGAAAAAGCACAUUCAGAUGAUGAAAAAUGGGACAGAGAAGAUAAAAGUGACCAGUCAGAUGAUGAAAAGUUACAAAAUUCUGAUGAUGAAGAGAGGGCACAAGGAUCUGAUGAAGAUAAGCUGCAGAAUUCUGAUGAUGAUGAGAAAAUUCAGAACACGGAUGAUGAGGAUAGGCCUCAGCUUUCAGAUGAUGAGAGACAACUGUCUGAGGAAGAGAAGGCUAAUUCUGAUGAUGAACGGCCAGCAGCUUCUGAUAAUGAUGAUGAGAAACAGAAUUCUGAUGAUGAGGAACGGCCGCAAAUGUCUGAUGAGGAGAAAAUGCAAAAUUCUGAUGAUGAAAGGCCACAGGCUUCAGACGAAGAACACAGGCAUUCAGAUGAUGAAGAGGAACAGGAUCAUAAAUCGGAAUCUGCAAGAGGCAGUGAUAGUGAAGAUGAAGUUUUACGAAUGAAACGCAAGAAUGCAAUUGCCUCUGACUCAGAAGCAGAUAGUGACACCGAGGUACCAAAAGAUAACAGUGGAACCAUGGAUCUGUUUGGAGGUGCAGAUGAUAUAUCUUCAGGGAGUGAUGGAGAAGAUAAACCACCUACCCCAGGGCAACCUGUUGAUGAAAAUGGAUUGCCUCAGGAUCAACAGGAGGAGGAGCCAAUUCCUGAGACCAGAAUAGAAGUAGAAAUACCCAAAGUAAACACUGAUUUAGGAAAUGACUUAUAUUUUGUUAAACUGCCCAACUUUCUCAGUGUAGAGCCCAGACCUUUUGAUCCUCAGUAUUAUGAAGAUGAAUUUGAAGACGAGGAAAUGCUGGAUGAAGAAGGUCGAACCAGGUUAAAAUUAAAGGUAGAAAAUACGAUAAGAUGGAGGAUACGCCGGGAUGAGGAAGGAAACGAAAUCAAAGAAAGCAAUGCUCGGAUCGUCAAGUGGUCAGAUGGGAGCAUGUCUCUGCAUUUAGGCAACGAAGUGUUUGAUGUUUACAAAGCUCCACUACAGGGAGAUCACAACCAUCUUUUUAUAAGACAAGGUACUGGUCUACAGGGACAAGCCGUUUUUAAAACCAAACUCACAUUCAGACCUCACUCUACAGACAGUGCCACACAUAGGAAGAUGACCCUGUCACUUGCAGAUAGGUGCUCGAAGACACAGAAGAUUAGAAUAUUACCAAUGGCUGGUCGUGAUCCUGAAUGCCAGCGUACUGAAAUGAUUAAGAAAGAAGAAGAACGUUUGAGGGCCUCUAUUCGUAGGGAAUCUCAGCAGCGCCGAAUGAGAGAGAAACAGCACCAGCGGGGACUGAGUGCUAGUUACCUAGAACCUGAUCGCUAUGAUGAGGAGGAGGAAGGCGAGGAGUCCAUCAGCUUGGCUGCCAUUAAAAACCGAUAUAAAGGGGGCAUUCGAGAGGAACGAGCCAGAAUCUAUUCGUCAGACAGUGAUGAGGGAUCAGAAGAAGAUAAGGCUCAAAGAUUACUCAAAGCAAAGAAACUGACCAGUGAUGAGGAAGGGGAACCAUCUGGAAAGAGAAAAGCUGAAGAUGAUGAUAAAACAAGUAAAAAGCAUAAGAAGUACGUAAUCAGUGAUGAAGAAGAAGAAGAUGAUGAUUGAAGCACAAUGUGGAAACACUAUGUAUUUUUUGUACAGUUUAUUAAAUAUGUAAACAUGAGUUAUUUUGAUGGAAAUGAA